This is a messenger RNA of Ilex paraguariensis (yerba mate), 1571 nucleotides long. Lineage: Eukaryota; Viridiplantae; Streptophyta; Magnoliopsida; Aquifoliales; Aquifoliaceae. The record is from the annotation of a GenBank genome assembly.
UUACGAUCCAAACCAAUCACUAAGCGCCAACUGUCCAACCACAUACCUGGCUGAUAUUCACCAACCCACGGUCCACCCGGCUUACGUUAGUAGAACCCCCACGGUCAGAAAAUAAACUCUCCCGCGUCGCCGAUCUAUCCGUUAACCCUAGUCUCUCUCUCCCCUGCAACCCCUCCGUGAAGAAGACAAGAGAAUACACCGAUCAAAUUCUUGAAAAAAUUCGAAAAAAAAAGGUCAAAAACCCAUCAAUGGGAAAGCUUAUAUGCGAUUCGACGACGUCGUCACCGGUGAUUCCAUGGAUAGACCCGUCCUCAGCUCCGUCUCUCGAAACCAUAGACACCACCGUCGGUCUUGCAGAUCAGGCGUCCACCGCCACCUGGGAAAACGUGUCCGGCUUAGAAGACCAACAAAGAAGACAUUUAACGAGACUCCAUGCUAAGGGUGUCCUAUGGAAGCACCCAGAGGACCAAAACACGGCGGUGGUGUUUAAGCUGAGCCACGGCGGAGAUGUAGAGGCCGACGGUAACUGCCUCUUCACGGCUUCUAAGAAUGCCAUGGGGUCCACAACCGAUGCCAAAGAUCUAAGGCGUAGAACGGUACGAAGGUUUGUGGAAGAUCUUAGAUCUGUGAGUGGGGUGGAGAGACAAGAGAUUGAGAAGGCGAUAAAACACAUGUACUCGCCUGAUCUCAAGUCUGGGUGGGGGAUCCAUGUGGUUCAGGAGGUCAAGUUGUUGGCUAAAAAGGAAGAUCGGGAGGGCUUAGAUUCGGCUAUAGACGAGCUUGCUCAUCUUGGGAUGCAGAGAGAAUUGGCUGCGGAGUCUAUUUAUAAAGAAAGAUGUAUUGCUGUGGAUGACGGUCCUAGUUGGGCCAAGUACAUGUCCAUCGCUGGCUCUCCUGAUGAUGAAUAUGAUAUCAUCUCUUUGCAAUAUACUGAGGAGGGUUUAUUAACUGUAGAUGAGAAUAGAGAAGGCCAUGCUGCUGCUUUUGGCGAUGACAUAGCUAUAGAGUGUCUUGCAACUGAGUUCAAAAGAGAGAUAUUUGUGGUGCAAGCACAUGGGUCAGAUGCAAUGGUUGAUGAAGAAAAUUGUGUUUUCUUCCUUCCACAUCGUCCUAGGAAUGAGAUAUGUGGACCUCCCUUCUUUCUUUUCAUGAAAGGAACUGGUUGGUGCGGUGCCGGUGCUGAUCAUUAUGAGCCCCUUGUAGCUCAUCCUUCAUUGUUUGUUUCGCAAGAGAAGGUUGCUGUUGUACUCUGAAGUCAUUAGUUCUGCAAUUUUGUGUCCUAGAGGUUGAUUAGCAGUAAUUAUUCAAAUUUUUCCCAUUGUUUGGCAUGCAAGACUGUUCUCCUAAAUCUUUUCUAGAACAGAAGGAUUGCAUGUCUUUCGUUCAAUUUUUUGUCGACAAUAUUUAGAGAUGGUGGUUUCCAGCCCUAACUUGCAGGUUCCUAAUUCCUGCACUUGAGCAACCCUGCGGUGUGGUAAUUGUAGUGAUUUUUCCGGCUUCUGUUGUCUGUCUUGAGUUGUAGGUGUGUUGUGUGUUGUGUGUUGUACCAUUCUAUUUAAGCUGGAAUACAA